GGUGAACCUGGACUUCCUGGACUUCCUGGGUUACCUGGAAUUAAGGGUGAACCGGGUUUCCUAGGUCCACAGGGAGAACCUGGAUUGCCAGGAUUGCCAGGGACAAAGGGUGAAAGAGGAGAAGUAGGAGCUCCUGGGAAAGGUGAACGAGGUGAGCCUGGAGCUCCAGGGCUAAAGGGGAGGUCAGGUGAAUCUGGAACUAGAGGCCCUAAAGGGUCAAAGGGUGAUCCAGGAAAUAACGGUGAUUUGGGAGCAGUGGGACCAAGGGGUCCACCUGGAGAAAAAGGUGACCAAGGUGCCACAGAAAUUAUUGAUUUCAAUGGAAAUAUUCAUGAAGCUUUACAGAGGAUUACCACCUUAACUGUCACGGGUCCUCCAGGCCCACCUGGACUCCAAGGAUUGCAAGGAUCAAAGGGUGAACCUGGAUCACCAGGAUUAUCUGGUGCUGAUGGGGAGCAGGGACCCAAAGGUUCAAAGGGUGAUCUGGGUGACCCAGGAAUACCAGGAGAAAAAGGGGGUAUUGGACUUCCAGGUUUGCCAGGAUCCAAUGGAAUGAAAGGAGAAAAAGGAGAUGUUGGAUUACCAGGUUCUCAAGGUCCCUCUCUCAUAGGUCCUCCAGGUUCUCCUGGUCCACACGGUCCACCAGGACCUAUGGGACCUCAUGGACUCCCAGGGCCAAAGGGUGAACCAGGGUUAAAUGGUCUUAAAGGAUUGAAGGGUGAACCAGGUCACAAGGGUGACAGAGGGCCCCUUGGUCUCCCAGUAAGUAAAAUACUUCCAUUUCAGUGCAGAUUACAAACUUCUCGUUCUACUUUCAGCCCAAAACUCUGGUUUACUCAAUAGCAAAUAUAAAGCUAUCUCAUGCUGAAGUGGUGUCUUUUUUCUUAAUUAAGUCUAAUCUUGUAUCAUCCCAUAAUAAAUGGUUUUGUUAUUUGUUGCUUUUAUAUUGUUAUUUAUUUGUCAGUUGGCAACAUUAAUUAAAAUUGUGACUUUAUACCAUUAAUUAUGCCAUUAUUUAAGUGUUGUG
Molecule: messenger RNA, 1027 nt
Organism: Crotalus tigris (Tiger rattlesnake)
Lineage: Eukaryota; Metazoa; Chordata; Lepidosauria; Squamata; Viperidae
Product: collagen alpha-1(XXV) chain-like
Exons: 14
Source: RefSeq, a predicted model, not a curated record